AUGGGGCCCCCGGGCAAUAGGCGAUCAUGGGGCCCCCUGUGUCCUCGCCCACACUCAAACCACACCCAAAAAAGCCUAUGAAAGGUACCAGGGGCAUCUCAUGGGGCCCCCUACUGACCCCGGGCCCUCGGACAGUGCCCAAGUUUCCAAUGGUCAGUCCGCCCCUGAUACAAGUGAAUGGGUGUACUGUAAGGAUUGCACUGACAUAUAUACCUGUGGCCCCUAGAGGGAGCACUUCCGCACCCCUGCACAUUCUCAUGAUCCCAGAAAGAUGGAAAUGCUGGCGGUGG
Staurois parvus is the source of this 290-nucleotide messenger RNA. The record is from the annotation of a GenBank genome assembly. Lineage: Eukaryota; Metazoa; Chordata; Amphibia; Anura; Ranidae.